Phaedon cochleariae (mustard beetle) is the source of this 699-nucleotide messenger RNA. Lineage: Eukaryota; Metazoa; Arthropoda; Insecta; Coleoptera; Chrysomelidae. The record is from the annotation of a GenBank genome assembly.
AUGGGUUGUGCGGAAGGAGUUGUGAAAUUAUUGGUGUUCUCUGCUAACCUUGUAUUCGCCCUUGGCGGAUUGGCACUCAUAGUAGUAGGGGUGCUAUACAAACUCAAUAUCAAUGACUACUUAGAUGCCAUUCCUAAUGAUUUCCAAAAUAUCGGAUUGGCUCCAACGUUCACCAUUGUAGUUGGAUCCGUUAUAUUUGUCAUAGCCUUCUUCGGGUGCUGCGGAGCAAUCAGAGAAAGUCCUUGUCUUCUAACUACGUAUUCGGUGAUAUUGUUGGUGAUAUUCCUUCUACAAAUAGCAGUUGGUGUUUUUGCUUUCUUGGAGAUAAAAGAUGAUGCGACUCUCAAGUCUAAAGUGGACCAAACACUUACGAAUUUGUUCAAUAAAUAUAACACUUCCACGAACAGCAGUCAGAAUGAGCUUGCUGACCUGAUACAACAGGAGUUUGAAUGCUGUGGAACUGCGGGUACGAUAUGGCCAAACAACACGGAACCUGCAUCAUGUCAUGAGAAUAAAGAUUAUUCCAAAACCAAGUUCAGGAAUUAUUGUUCUAGCGCAUUCUCCGACUUUUUGCAUGAUGCACUGAAAGUGAUUGGAAUCACUGUUCUCGCUUUAUCAGCGCUAGAGGUGAUUGGAUCCAUAUUUUCGCUCUGCCUUUCCAGUAGUAUACGAAACAGAGAUAGAAGAUUCCGAUAUUGA